UCCUUUUUCCAAUAUGCAUGACAUCUCUGGACAAGACAAUUGUGACACCAGCACUUAUUUCCAUGAAGAAAAAUUUUGCGGUUUUAUGGCAUUCAUCAUUUGACAAAUGCAACUAUUCUCCUUAUCAAUCAGCUCUUACUGAACUUACUCGCAGUGACUGUGGAAUCCUUAAGGGCCCAUUAAAUUUCUGAAGAAGAAAGCUAAGAUGAAGGACAUGCCACUCCGAAUUCAUGUGCUGCUUGGCCUAGCUAUCACUACACUAGUACAAGCUGUAGAUAAAAAAGUGGAUUGCCCACAAUUAUGUACCUGUGAAAUCAGGCCUUGGUUUACACCCAGGUCCAUUUAUAUGGAAGCAUCUACAGUGGAUUGUAAUGAUUUAGGUCUUUUAAAUUUCCCAGCCAGAUUGCCUGCUGACACACAGAUUCUGCUCCUACAGACUAACAAUAUUGCAAAAAUUGAAUACUCCAUAGACUUUCCAGUAAACCUUACUGGCCUGGACUUAUCUCAAAACAAUUUAUCCUCAGUCACCAAUAUUAAUGUAAAAAAGAUGCCUCAGCUUCUUUCUGUAUAUUUAGAGGAAAACAAACUAACUGAGCUGCCUGAAAAAUGUCUGUCUGGACUGAGCAACUUACAAGAACUCUAUAUUAAUCACAACUUGCUUUCUACAAUCUCACCCGGAGCCUUUAUUGGCCUACAUAAUCUUCUUCGACUUCAUCUCAAUUCAAAUAGAUUGCAGAUGAUCAACAGUAAGUGGUUUGAUGCUCUUCCCAAUCUGGAGAUUCUGAUGAUUGGGGAAAAUCCAAUCAUCAGAAUCAAAGACAUGAACUUUAAGCCGCUUAUCAAUCUUCGCAGCCUGGUUAUAGCUGGUAUAAACCUCACGGAAAUACCAGAUAAUGCCCUGGUUGGACUUGAAAACUUAGAAAGCAUCUCUUUUUAUGACAACAGGCUUAUUAAAGUGCCCCAUGUUGCUCUCCAAAAAGCUACAAACCUCAAAUUCCUGGAUCUAAAUAAAAAUCCCAUUAAUAGAAUACGGAGGGGUGAUUUCAGCAAUAUGCUACACUUAAAAGAGUUGGGAAUAAAUAAUAUGCCUGAGCUGAUUUCCAUCGACAGUCUUGCGGUGGAUAACCUGCCAGAUUUAAGAAAAAUAGAAGCUACAAACAAUCCUAGGUUGUCUUACAUUCACCCAAAUGCAUUUUUCAGACUACCCAAGCUGGAAUCACUCAUGCUUAACAGCAAUGCCCUUAGUGCCCUGUACCAUGGUACAAUUGAGUCUCUGCCAAACCUCAAGGAGAUCAGCAUACACAGCAAUCCCAUCAGGUGUGAUUGUGUCAUCCGCUGGAUUAAUAUGAACAAAACCAACAUUCGCUUUAUGGAGCCAGACUCACUGUUUUGUGUGGACCCACCUGAAUUCCAAGGCCAAAAUGUUCGGCAGGUGCAUUUCAGAGAAAUGAUGGAAAUAUGUCUCCCUCUAAUCGCUCCUGAGAGCUUUCCUUCUAAUCUGGACUUAGACAUGGGGAGCUAUGUUUCCUUGCAUUGUAGAGCUACAGCAGAGCCACAGCCUGAAAUCUACUGGAUAACACCUUCUGGUCAAAAACUCUUACCUAAUACUCUGAAAGACAAGUUCUAUGUACAUUCUGAAGGCACACUAGAUAUAAAUGACAUAACCCCAAAAGAAGGGGGUUUAUAUACUUGUAUAGCAACUAACCUUGUUGGUGCUGACUUGAAGUCUGUUAUGAUCAAAGUAGAUGGCUCUUUUCCCCAGGACAACAAUGAAUCCUUAAAUAUUAAAAUAAAAGAUGUUCAGGCCAAUUCAGUUCUGGUGUCUUGGAAAGCAAGCUCUAAAAUUCUCAAAUCCAGUGUUAAGUGGACAGCCUUUGUCAAGACUGAAAAUUCUCAUGCUGCCCAAAGUGCUCGAAUACCAUCUGAUGUCAAGGUAUAUAAUCUUACUCAUCUGAACCCAUCAACUGAGUAUAAAAUUUGUAUUGAUAUCCCCACCAUCUAUCAAAAAACUAGAAAACAAUGUGUAAAUGUCACCACAAAAGGAUUGGACCCUGAUCAAAAAGAAUAUGAAAAAAGUAAUACCACAACAUUUAUGGCCUGCCUUGGAGGCUUUCUGGGGAUUAUUGGUGUGAUAUGUCUUUUCAGUUGCCUCUCCCAAGAAAUGAACUGUGAUGGUGGACAUAGCUAUGUGAGGAAUUACUUACAGAAACCGACCUUUGCAUUCAGUGAGCUUUAUCCUCCUCUAAUCAACCUCUGGGAAGCAGGCAAAGAAAAAAGUACAGCACUGGAAGUGAAAGCAACUGUUAUAGGUGUGCCAACAAAUAUGUCCUAAAGACAGCUAACUAAACCUACUUCAAAGAAAAGCUUAAGACUGCACCUGUGCUUGAAAAAACAAAAAACAAAAGCAGAGAAAUAUUACUUUCUAGAAAGAAGCUUAAGCUUCACCAAUGCUGCUCCUGAUGAAGGGAAAUAUGUACAAGUUCAGCAUUUUAAUUAACUGGCUUCAAAGGGUACUGUGGCAACCAAAUAAAAUAAUUCCAUUUUCUAGAACUUUCAUGUAACUUUCCAGUCUGGACUACAGUUAAAGUGGACAAAAACAUUUCUGUAUUUUUUUUAAGUAUAUAAGAGUAGUUGAACUGAGCAAUACCUCCUCCUGUGUUGUAUUACACAUAUUAGCCACGAGUUUUUGCAGUGACUAGAUAACUUGAAUUGACACGUGGUGUAAUAAAAUGGACAAAUUCUGUAGAGUAGACACAGUGAGUAUGUGGGCCUCUUUUAUAAGAAAAAAAUACAUUUUGGAUUAAAAUCAA
This is a messenger RNA of Hyaena hyaena (striped hyena), 2810 nucleotides long. RefSeq names its product leucine rich repeat neuronal 3 (gene LRRN3). The coding region runs from base 206 to 2332 and encodes 708 amino acids. Gene Ontology annotation, molecular function: protein binding. NCBI's taxonomy places the organism in Eukaryota, Metazoa, Chordata, Mammalia, Carnivora, Hyaenidae. The transcript has a single exon. The record is from RefSeq and is a predicted model, not a curated record.